This is a messenger RNA of Caenorhabditis remanei, 2640 nucleotides long. RefSeq lists its product as uncharacterized. Bases 1 to 2640 code for a protein of 879 amino acids. Gene Ontology annotation, cellular component: nucleus. The record is from RefSeq and is a predicted model, not a curated record. Gene Ontology annotation, molecular function: nucleosome binding; histone binding. Gene Ontology annotation, biological process: regulation of transcription by RNA polymerase II. The transcript has 8 exons. NCBI's taxonomy places the organism in Eukaryota, Metazoa, Nematoda, Chromadorea, Rhabditida, Rhabditidae.
AUGAAGGAGAUGGUCGGUGGAUGUUGCGUUUGCGCGGAUGAGAAUGGUUGGACCGACAAUCCGUUGAUUUAUUGUGACGGAGAGAAUUGUGAAGUCGCCGUUCAUCAGGGAUGCUACGGAAUUCAAGAAGUACCCGAAGGUGAAUGGUUCUGUGCGAAAUGCACGAAAGCGGCUUCUAUGAUGCGUGGAAGUAUAAACGAGGAAACAUUUUGUUGUCAAUUGUGUCCAUUUGAUUACGGUGCAUUGAAAAGGACGGAUCGAAAAGAUGGAUGGGCUCACGUGAUUUGUGCACUUUAUAUACCAGAAGUACGAUUUGGAAAUGUUCAUUCGAUGGAACCAGUAAUAUUAUCGGAUGUGCCCAUUGAAAAAUUUCAAAAAAUCUGCUACAUCUGUAACGAAGAACGACCCAAUGACGCCAAAAAGGGAGCCUGUAUGUCAUGUAACAAAUCGACUUGCAAGAGAAGUUUUCAUGUGACGUGUGCACAGCGAAAAGGACUAUUAUGCGAAGAGGGAGCUAUUAGUAGAAAUGUAAAAUAUUGUGGAUAUUGCGAGAAUCAUUUGAAAAAAGCGAUCAACGAUCCCGCAAUCAAAGUUAUCCCGGCGUGUCCACCCGUUCAACGGUUCGUCAAAGAGCAAGAAAAGCACAAAAAGACGGCGGCGGCCACCUCAACUACAGUACUUCUAACACCUCCUCCACCUCCACCACCGGUGCCAAAGGUGAAUCAUAUGCUUGCUGACCCCUUACCAAUUAGACCUCCGACGAAUCAAGUGAACUCUGUUCUGGGUCUUGGUUCAGCCAUCAACGCUGUCAGUCUAGACGAGAGGCCUUCAUCGACGUCGGCCUCGGAGAAGAACUCCUCAUCUGGAAUCUUCGCUCCGCCCCCUACUGCCUUCUCACCCCCGUUGACUACUUCCAGUAGGUCUUCGGUUGCACAGAAUCCGACGCCUCCAUUGCCAACAAAAAACAGUACAAGUUCAUCGGGACCGUUGAUUUCAUCGACGGCACAACAGUCAGCGACAACGUCUUCAGAAAAAGGAAAUAUGGCUAACGGGAGUACGCUUCCAUCAUCUGAAACAACUGUUGGAAAUCAUUGUCUGCAACAGUUACAAAUCCAAUCAGCUGCUGCUGCGGCGUCUUCCCAUUCGAGUUCAGUUGGAGAUCUGAAUGGUUAUCCGGCUGCUAGUCAACUUUCCAGUUUUAUGCAUGAAAUUCCUGCUCGAAAUACGACAAGUGUGGCUAGUUUAUUGCCUCCCGGAGCUGCAGAAUAUCAUCUAAAUGGAAGUGGAGACGAGGAGAAGACCGUGAAAGCAGUGCUAACAGCCCCUCUAGCGAAAGCAAAACGGAUGAGAGAUUCGAAAAAUGAUAUGCUUGAUAAAACGAAUAAGAGGCCGAGAGCCAACGGAAGACCUCCUGCAGUCCUUGGAUCAUCAUCCUCGUCAUCUGGUGGAACUGUUGGAAAAUCUGCAAGUAUGCAGAGGUUGAUGAAUCUAGUACAACCUGUCGUGUCAGAAGUUGUCACAGAUUUCCAAAGAGAUCGAGUUGCGGAUCGAACGGCGGCGGAAAGAAGAGCAGCUGUAGCACAGUCACAACCCUCUACAUCUACAAACGGAGGAAUUGGAAUGGCGCCAAGUGCACCGAAUCCUACUGUAGAAACAGGACAUUUGAACUCAACGAAUCCGACAAAUCUGGUAAAUGGCGGCUUGUCGAAUGCUCCGUCGAUUUCUAUACCAGGAACGAGUACUGAAUCUGCCCCCGUGAACGGAACUGCAACACCGCACAAUGCGCGACAAAACCUGCCUUCAUUCAUGGAACAACUAUUAGAAAGGCAGUGGGAUCAAGGUUCAACACUACUCAUGGCAAAUGCUCAUUUCGACGUGGCACAACUCUUGAGUUGUCUUUUCCAAUUAAAAUCUGAAAACAUUCGACUGGAAGAAAAUUUAACAAGUCUUCGAAAACGAAGGGAUCAUCUAUUUGCAUUGAAUUCGAGGUUGGCUGAAGUGAAUACAUUAGAUGUAACGAAGAGGCAAAGAGACGGAAUUCUACAGCAUCCCGAUUUGUCAACACCGAAAUUAGAAGUUCAUAAACAAGAGCCAACAUCGUCUACACCACUUCCAGCCAAUCAUAGCAGUGUUCUUUUCGAAGAUGUCAAGCCAACUAAGACCAACUCGCAUCAUCGGAAAUCAGCCGGCCACACUCCAGCAGCAACUCUUCCAGCUCCAGUUCCACUCACCACAGCUGCUGCGUUGACAACCACCACAGCCACGACUCUUGGAAACUCGACGAUUCAAAACCAUAGAGCAACGCCUUCGGCAGCCGGCACUCCACUCCCUGCUCAGCCACUCCUGACUACUAACGAGAUGGCUGCAUUGAGUCCAGAUAGACAAAACCAGGCUAACCAACAAGCUGCUAUGCUGAUGAACAUUUAUAGAACGCUGAAUCCAAUGGACGCCAGUGUUGCCGCUCAACUUCAGAUGAUCAACAGUUUCCAAAAUGUCAACCCAACAACAGCUCUUUUCUCGCGCAUUUUGGCUGCUCAACCUGGAAUGAAUCUUGGAAAUGUUAUGAACGGAGGAAUUCAACAACCUCAACAAUCACUUCCAACUCUCCCACCAACAUCUGCAACCCCAAAUGGAAAGUAG